Erigeron canadensis is the source of this 1276-nucleotide messenger RNA. Its product is annotated as peroxidase P7-like. Lineage: Eukaryota; Viridiplantae; Streptophyta; Magnoliopsida; Asterales; Asteraceae. The coding region runs from base 113 to 1087 and encodes 324 amino acids. Gene Ontology annotation, biological process: hydrogen peroxide catabolic process; response to oxidative stress. Gene Ontology annotation, molecular function: peroxidase activity; heme binding. The transcript has 3 exons. The record is from RefSeq and is a predicted model, not a curated record.
CUCCUUUGAAGUUUCAACCUCGACCUAUUACGUACGAGUACUAUAUAUUGCAAUGCACCCUUGGUUAUUUCAACACACUCGCUACUUAUAACUUAUUACUAGCAAAAAUUAAAUGGCUUCUACUUCUAUGAUUAUCUCUUUUGCAUUUCUUGUUUGCACCUUGUUCUUGAUGAGCAAUACUUCUUCGGCUCAACUAACACCCAACUUCUACUCGAAAACUUGCCCGAAGGUUUCUGAGACCGUACGCUCAGUUGUUCGAGCCGCUGUGGCCAAGGAGAAGCGUAUGGGUGCAUCUCUCCUUAGGCUCCAUUUCCAUGAUUGUUUUGUCAAUGGUUGUGAUGGUUCACUUUUACUAGACGACACGUCUUCCUUCACAGGAGAAAAAACCGCGGGGCCAAAUGUUAAUUCGGUUAGGGGUUUUAAUGUGAUCGAUGAUGUCAAGAAGAAGGUCGAAAAAGUUUGCCCUGGUGUUGUCUCGUGCGCCGAUAUAUUAGCGAUUUCCGCUCUCGAAGGUGUUCUUGCUUUAGAUGGGCCUAGUUGGAAAGUUAAACUAGGAAGGCGAGACGCGAAAACAGCCAGCCUAGCAGCAGCCAACAGCGGCGUCAUCCCACCACCGCAAUCCACCCUAAGCAACCUCAUCAACCGAUUCCAAGCAGUAGGCCUCUCAGCCAAAGACAUGGUGGCUCUUUCGGGUGCUCAUACAAUCGGACGAGCGAGAUGCACCACAUUUAGAGCACGAAUUUACAACGACACCAACAUUGAUGCUUCAUUCGCUAGAACACGACAAUCUAGAUGCCCAAGAACAUCCGGUUCCGGUGACAACAACCUUGCACCACUUGAUGUAACAACACAGGACAACUUUGACAAUAAGUAUUAUCAGGACUUGAUCAGCCAAAAGGGCUUGCUACGUUCGGACCAGCAGUUGCAUAAUGGUGGCUCGACCGAUUCUUUGGUUGAACGGUACAGUAAAAGUGCUGGAAGUUUUUAUGCGGAUUUCGCAACUGCCAUGAUCAAGAUGGGUGAUAUUCGUCCCUUGACUGGUUCCAAUGGUGAGAUCAGGAAGAAUUGCAGGGUGGUUAACUCGUAAUUACAUGUUAAUUUGGAUAAUGUUUCAUUACUUUUGUUGGUUUGUCAAAGUGUGAUUUUUCUUAUUUGAGUCGUUGAGUGUGAUUUGUUUUAUUUAUCUUACAUUUAAACUUGGACAAGAAGUGUAAUUUAUUUCAUAUAGUCAAAUAUGAGCAUCUCUAAUAUUAUGUUGCUCUAUAGAUUUUUAUAA